AUGAAGAGAGAGAUAAGCAAAAUCAUGGCGGGGGGUGGAGCUCCAGCACCCAAAGCAGACGAACCUCAACCUCAUCCUCCUAAAGAUCAGCUUCCCAACAUUUCUUACUGCAUCACCAGUCCUCCUCCAUGGCCUGAAGCUAUUCUUCUCGGGUUUCAGCAUUACCUUGUGAUGCUUGGCACGACUGUCCUCAUACCUACUGCUCUUGUUCCCCAGAUGGGAGGUGGAUAUGAAGAGAAGGCAAAGGUGAUCCAGACUAUUCUCUUUGUCGCCGGAAUCAACACAUUGCUGCAGACACUUUUCGGGACUAGACUGCCUGCUGUAAUUGGAGCAUCCUACACAUUUGUGCCAACAACAAUAUCCAUAAUCCUCUCUGGAAGAUUCAGCGAUACCUCAAACCCUAUUGAUCGCUUUGAAAGGAUAAUGAGGGCAACCCAAGGCGCCUUGAUUGUUGCUUCUACCCUACAGAUGAUUCUUGGCUUCAGUGGCCUCUGGCGCAACGUUGUGAGGUUCUUAAGUCCUAUUUCUGCUUACCUGCCUCAUGUGAUCAAAUCAGGGAAAAACGUGUUCGACCGAUUUGCUGUGAUAUUUGCGGUGGUGAUUGUGUGGAUCUAUGCUCAUCUUCUUACAGUUGGUGGGGCUUACAAUGGUGCUGCACCAACCACACAAACAAGUUGCCGUACUGAUCGUGCUGGCAUCAUAGGUGCUGCGCCAUGGAUAAGAGUUCCAUGGCCUUUUCAGUGGGGUCCCCCUUCGUUUGAUGCUGGAGAAGCUUUUGCAAUGAUGAUGGCUUCUUUUGUUGCUCUAGUUGAGUCAACCGGUGGUUUCAUCGCUGUCUCAAGAUACGCAAGUGCAACAAUGUUGCCACCUUCUAUUCUCAGCCGCGGUGUUGGCUGGCAGGGAGUCGCGAUUCUGGUAUCGGGGCUGUUUGGUACUGGUGCUGGUUCCUCUGUCUCUAUAGAAAAUGCUGGUCUAUUAGCCUUGACAAGAGUUGGUAGUCGAAGGGUUGUUCAGAUAGCUGCAGGCUUCAUGAUCUUCUUCUCCAUUCUAGGAAAAUUUGGAGCUGUGUUUGCGUCAAUCCCUGCGCCCAUAAUUGCUGCUUUAUACUGCCUCUUCUUCGCCUACGUAGGAGCUGGAGGCUUGAGUUUUCUUCAGUUCUGCAACUUAAACAGCUUCAGGACUAAGUUCAUCUUAGGCUUCUCUGUCUUUCUGGGCUUGUCGAUCCCUCAAUACUUCAAUGAGUACACCGCAAUCAAAGGCUAUGGCCCGGUCCACACAGGUGGUCGUUGGUUCAACGAUAUGGUGAAUGUUCCGUUCUCCUCAGAACCCUUUGUUGCUGGCGCCGUGGCCUUCUUCUUGGACAACACUCUGCACAAGAAAGACUCUUCGAUAAGGAAAGAUCGAGGAAAGCAUUGGUGGGACAAGUUCAGAUCUUUCAAAGGUGACACAAGAAGUGAAGAAUUCUACUCUCUUCCUUUCAACCUCAACAAGUAUUUCCCUUCGGUCUAA
Molecule: messenger RNA, 1509 nt
Organism: Thlaspi arvense
Lineage: Eukaryota; Viridiplantae; Streptophyta; Magnoliopsida; Brassicales; Brassicaceae
Source: the annotation of a GenBank genome assembly